This is a messenger RNA of Hypoxylon fragiforme, 1031 nucleotides long. Its product is annotated as ras-domain-containing protein. Gene Ontology annotation, molecular function: GTPase activity; GTP binding. The transcript has 6 exons. The record is from RefSeq and is a predicted model, not a curated record. The coding region runs from base 268 to 897 and encodes 209 amino acids. Lineage: Eukaryota; Fungi; Ascomycota; Sordariomycetes; Xylariales; Hypoxylaceae.
AUACACUACUUACUUAGGUACCUAGAGAUACAUAUAUUUAACGCCUUGCGUCGCCUUUUGCAUACCUACGCACCUACCUACAUACAACGUUAGCCGACGGACGGACCUAAAGAUAAAGAAAGCCACACUUGCCUACUACGCACCAAGAGCGGAUUUUAUGACUUGAGACAAUAUACCUACGAGAAAGAAAAAAUAGGGACUUGAAGGAGGAGGAAAGGGGGAAAAAAAGGAAAGAGAAAGAAAGGGAAACCAAAAAAAAAAAAAACCAUGGUUUCCGAAGAUGAGCUGCCAGUGCUCAAGGUCCUGAUCAUCGGCCCCUCCGGCGCCGGAAAGUCUGCACUGCUGUUGAGAUAUUGCGAUGACCAGUUUGACCCGGAGUCGACGACGGCGACGAUAGGGAUCGAUUUCAAGAUGAAGAAGCUCGCCGUACGGGGCAAAGCGUACCGCUUAAAUCUAUUCGACACUGCCGGCCAGGAGAGAUUCCGCACCUUAUCAACUAGUUACUACCGCGGCGCCCACGGCGUCAUCAUCGUCUACGACAUCUGCAGUCGGAAGAGCUUCCUCAGCAUGGAGAGGUGGAUCGAGGAGGCGAGGUCGAAUGCGUCGCCGGAUGCUGUGAUUUACCUGGUCGGAAGCAAACUAGACAAGAUAGCCACCAACGGCCGCGCCGUCUCCUUCGAGGAAGGCAAAGCCUUCGCCGAGUCCCAGGGCGCCGGGUUCUGCGAGGUCAGCUCCAAGACGCGGGAGAACGUCCGCAAGCCCUUCGUCGAGGUCGUCCACCAUAUCGUCCAGAAGCCUGAGCUCCUCGCCGCCGCCACGCCCGCCGCUUCUUCUGCCGGCGCCGGCUUGAAUCUGGGGGGUGUCGGGCCGAGAUACGCUGGGGAUUGCAUGUGCUGAAAGGGCAGCGGGAUAUGAUUGAUAGGCUGGGAUAGGAUACGACAGGACAGGACAGGAUAGAAUGGGAUUGGAUGGGCAUUGCAUGUGGUGGCUUUUCGGAUUUCUAUUAUAUUUCGGUUUGCGCAUGCGCGCGU